AUGGCUGGUGUGGCGAAAUUAUUUGAUGGACAUAUUCUCAAUAAAUCAAAUAAAGAAGUUGAUCUUUAUGGUAAAAAAUAUAAAGGAAAAAUAAUUGGUCUUUAUUUUAGUGCUCAUUGGUGUCCACCAUGCCGUGCUUUUACUCCAUUAUUAAAUGAACUUUAUAAUGAAUAUCAUAAAGAAAAGAAAUUUAAAAUUAUUUUUAUAAGUUGUGAUAAUGAUGAAAAAUCAUUUAAUAGUUAUUAUAAAGAUAUGCCUUGGCUAACAUUAGAUUUCAACGAACGAAAGAAAAAAGAAGAAUUAUUAAAAAAAUUUCAUGUUAAUGGAAUUCCAAAAUUAGUUUUACUUGAUGGUGAUUCAGGAAAAAUUAUUUGUACUAAUGCAACAGAACAAAUUUUAUAUAUGGAUCCUGAAGGAAAAAAUUUUCCAUGGAAAUCAAAAAAAUAG
This is a messenger RNA of Rotaria sordida, 447 nucleotides long. The record is from the annotation of a GenBank genome assembly. Lineage: Eukaryota; Metazoa; Rotifera; Eurotatoria; Philodinida; Philodinidae.